GGAGUUGCCAUGGGAUACGCCAGAAGAGUCUUCCUCCCUUGUUUGGAAAGCAUGUGUCUCGUGAGCAGGGUGUAGCCAAGAUUGUCUUUAUCUUCUGUUGUUGAUCACAGAACUUGCUCAAGGUGGUGGAUGUAUGUGUGCACCGAAUCAUCUUGGUGAAUAUCUCGCGAUUGAUGUCACAAGCCAGCAGGGAAUUGGGUGGAAAUCAACAAUCAACAAUCAAGCUCAAACCCCCAGGACGGCAUAACCCUUGGGUGAUGACUGAUUUAGAAACACAUCCGUUGACAUGGAUCUAAGCACGGGUGAACAUUGGAAGUAUAUGGAUGCAGGAAGAUCUGGACUUCAGACUACUGAUUUUUAACAAGACGUUCAUGAACACUGAACACAACGCUGAACUUCAAUAUUAGGUUCCUUGACCGUCAUUGUGACUUGGGUCAGCCAGGAUUUUAAGGGAACACAUUGAAGCUUCCAUUUAAGGACAUGUCAUACUACAAUGGAGCAGAAAAAACAGUCUAAGCUUCUCUCGCAAUCAUGACGGCAUGUAGCCCAUAGUGGGAUAGUAGUUUAUGUACCCCCUCUCGCAGUUAGGACAGAUCCAGAAGAAGGCCCUACCCAAGGGGUAGUCCCAGCCAGAGCAGCCCUUCCCUGGGCCAGUGCGCCCAGCUCUUCCCCUUGGCGGAGAUGCUCCAGACCAACAACUACUCGCUGGUGCUACUGAUCCAGCUGGUUUUGCUGACGUUUGAUCUCUUCGUGAACUCCUUCAGCGAGCUGCUGAGGUCUGCAGCGGUGGUGCAGCUGGUGCUCUUCGUUAUCCAGGACAUCGGCAUCCUGUUUAACGUGAUCAUCAUCCUGCUGAUGAUGUUCAACACGUACGUGUUCCAGGUGGGGCUGGUGUCCCUGCUGCUGGCCCGCUUCAGGGCCCUGCUCAUGCUCUCCGCCCUCUACCUCACACUCAGCAUCUGCCUGCACUGCUGGCUCAUGAAUCUGCGGUGGAUGAAAUCUAACCGCUUCGUUUGGACAGAUGGCCUCCAAGUCCUCUUUGUCUUCCAGCGAAUCGGUGCAGUGUUGUAUUACUACUUCUACAAGCGCACUACAGAGUACCUGGGAGACCCGCGGCUCUAUGAAGAUUCCCCAUGGCUGCGUGAUGCUUUCGCACGUGCCCGUCAGUGAACCGCAGCGCAACAUAGAGAGUGUGUGUGUGAGAGAGAGAGAGACUUUGCAGUUUUACAGAUCCACAAUGAAUGGAGAAGAGAAACUGGGAUACUGCAGCGCAUGAGCCAAGAUGGGAAGGAGAGAGACUGCAAUGUUUCUGUGACAUAGAAACAAAAUGGCGGGUAUACACAUCAGGAGGACAUUGUGGUGUUACAGAGCCAGGAUGGAGAACAUUUUGGAGGCAUUGAUGGAAUCACAGCUGUCUGAAGGACACUACACGUCACAGAAAGUGACCCAGAAAGGGAUCAGCACAGUGUUUAUUCCAGCGCAGUGUGAAAGCCUAUGUAUCCCAAAGACACUGAGAGAUGAAAUCAGGAAAGUGUUUGGGCUGAACACAGAUUUUUCUGGAUGGUUUUGUGUUCAACUGUAAUGAUUCUGAUAUUGUAGUUGGCCAAUUUGUUUUUUUUUUUUAAAUGUAGCUGAUCACCUAGCAGAAAAAUUAAGUAUUUUUUUAAGUCAAUGUUUUUUUCAUAAAAUAACAAAGCCAUUUAAACCUUUUUUUAAGUAAGUAAUCAAACCUGAUCACAAACCUGAUCACUCAAGUCUAAUGGGCCAGGUCACGUUAAGCAUUUUGUGCCACUUUUUAAAACUAUCAACAACUGAUCUGCUUUUUUAUCCCUUUGAAAACCAAGUUCCUAAACACUGUAAGUAUGACUGUCAUUUUAACAUAUAACUCAAAAAAACUCUGGAUAACUUCAGCCUCUGGCUAAGAUGAACCCAAAGUGCCUCAGCUUCAGUUUGCCUGUCACUGCGGCUGGAAAGUGACCCGCUUUGAAAUUUGCACAGGAGAUCAGAUAAUGACACAAGCCAACCUCUGCUAAUGUUUUCAGACCCAUGCAAGACUGCAUGGUACUAGUUGGCAUAGAGCUGGCCAUGUGUCAGACCUGCUCAAGUGUGUGUAGUAGACACAAGGCUUAAAGGGGGGUGGGGGGUGGAUGCACACACCUUAUAGCCUAAAACCUUGGAGCUGGAUUGUCAUGUUUCUAUUUUCAUACUCAGACAGGACCAGACAUGCCCCAAAUAAAAGUUACCAUUUGCA
This is a messenger RNA of Engraulis encrasicolus (European anchovy), 2251 nucleotides long. It is a transcript of the gene tmem138, whose product is annotated as transmembrane protein 138. The record is from RefSeq and is a predicted model, not a curated record. The transcript is spliced from 5 exons. The coding region runs from base 682 to 1170 and encodes 162 amino acids. NCBI's taxonomy places the organism in Eukaryota, Metazoa, Chordata, Actinopteri, Clupeiformes, Engraulidae. Gene Ontology annotation, cellular component: cilium.